This is a messenger RNA of Radiomyces spectabilis, 684 nucleotides long. Its product is annotated as concanavalin A-like lectin/glucanase domain-containing protein. The transcript is spliced from 5 exons. Gene Ontology annotation, molecular function: protein binding. The record is from RefSeq and is a predicted model, not a curated record. The annotation marks the transcript as partial. Lineage: Eukaryota; Fungi; Mucoromycota; Mucoromycetes; Mucorales; Radiomycetaceae.
UGGCAACGAAAGCAUCCUCCGAACACCACCACCUGGGUGGACGCCAGUCAAAUCGCCUUGGUCGCUGAACGCGGAGUCGCAGCAUGGACAUUUGUAGAGGACGAAUUCACAGAGGACGCGGAGGAAGAAUGCAAUGUUGCCGUGAUUGAUCGCACUACAAUCGUCUUUGCUGACGGUCAAGGCUGCAUUCUCACCAAUCUUCCUAUUCCUCUACAAGAUUUCGUUUAUUGGGAAGUCAAGAUAUUGCAACUCACUGACCAAGACCAUUUGGCGAUCGGCUUGGCAACCAAACCUUAUCCAACGUGGUGUUUGCCAGGAUGUUACCGGCAUUCGGUCGCUUAUCACUCCCACACAGGCGCAGUGCAUGCCAGUAACCCAAAGACAGGUCGGCCGUAUGGUCCUUGCAUCCAGCAAGGUGAUGUGGUUGGUGUUGGUUUUCUUUCGCAGUUUGCUUGCGUGUUUUUCACGCACAACGGACAGAAUCUUGGCAAAGCAUUGAUUGGAUUCAAGUUUCCUGUUUAUCCAGCCAUAGGGGCUCGAGGAACAUGCCAAGUAUCAGUCAAUUUUGGCCAACAAGAUUUCCUUUAUGCGGCCGCCAAUCUACGCGAAGCUGCAUUUGCACCCAGACAAGACGCACUGCCGCCACCUCCCGCCUACGGUGGCCACAUUAGAGAUACCAUCCUU